This is a messenger RNA of Alternaria atra, 1647 nucleotides long. RefSeq lists its product as uncharacterized. Lineage: Eukaryota; Fungi; Ascomycota; Dothideomycetes; Pleosporales; Pleosporaceae. Gene Ontology annotation, molecular function: transmembrane transporter activity. Bases 1 to 1647 code for a protein of 548 amino acids. The record is from RefSeq and is a predicted model, not a curated record. Gene Ontology annotation, cellular component: membrane. The transcript has 5 exons. Gene Ontology annotation, biological process: transmembrane transport.
AUGGGGGCGGACGCCGACACAGAUGCCGAACUCUUCGCAGCGCUCUCACAACCAAUCAGCGACAAGGAUCCCAACGCGCGACCAGAAUGCUUUACGUCCACGUUCCAAGAGUGCAUGUUCAUCGUCUCAGUAACGAUGGCUGUAGCUAUGACCAGCUUCUUAACCGGCGCGAUCACCGUCAUGAGUUCCUUCGCAGCCCGGGAUCUAGGCAUGACGAAUGCGGAAAUCACGUGGAUGAAUGCUGCGACAUCGCUUACCGCAGGUUCUCUCCUCCUCUUCUUCGGUAGCAUAGCAGAUCUCUUUGGCCGCAAAUCCAUGUUUAUUGGCUCCCUAUUCUUCUUCUCCGUCUUCUGCCUCGGCGCCGGCUUCUCCCAAUCCGGCAUGACUCUCGACAUUCUAUGUGGCGUCCUGGGUAUCUUCUCUGCUUCCUCCGUGCCUCCAGCUCAAGGCAUGCUCGGCGCCAUCUACGAAAAACCUAGUCCAAGGAAGAACAGAGCAUUUGGCUGUUUCAGUGCCGGGAAUCCCAUGGGCUUUGUUUUCGGCACCAUAUUAUCUGGAUUAUUUACCCAGAUCUUUAGCUGGAGAGCUGGCUUCUUUUUACUGGCUAUAGUGUAUUUUUGCACGAGUAUCAUCGCAGCUUUUACUGUGCCGAAAGAUACAACGCCAAAACAGAGGCUGGAUAGAGAGACAAUCAAGAAGCUUGACUUGCCGGGUACCGGGUUGACUAUUUUUGGUAUCGGCAUGUUCUGUGCGGCUUUGAGUCUGGGAGGCGAUGCGCCGAAUGGAUGGAAGACACCUUAUGUUCUUGUGCUAUUGAUUCUAGGCGUUGUAUUUAUCGCAGCAUUCAUAGUAUGGGAGAUCAAGUACCCGUAUGCUAUGAUUGACAUGAAGAUAUGGUACGAUAGGGAUUUUUCUCUUCUCCUCACCAUUCUCUCCUGCGGCUUCCUUGGCUUCCCGGUUCUAUCCUUCUGGAUCGCACUCUACUUCCAAACAGAGCUCAAUUACAACGCCCUCAUGACCGGCGUGCACAUGCUCCCCAUGGUCGUCGUAGGCCUGACCGCCAACGCCGUCGCAGCACUGAUCCAACACAAAGUUUCCAACAAACUACUCGUGGGUAUCGGUGCUGCCGCGCUAACCGUCUCGUUUACCCUUGCUGCCGUGCAGAGAUUUGGAGACUCGUAUUGGGCCUUUUCUUUCCCCGCACUGUGUUUGUGUGUGAUCGGCGUGGAUUUCCAAUUUAUUGUCGCUAAUAUGUACGUUCUUUCUUCAAUGCCUACGAACAAACAGUCCAUCGCGGGUUCACUCUUCCAGACGUUGACUCGUCUGUGUACUGCGGUUGCAUAUGGUAUCGCGACUGCCAUAUUUGACGCCGUACAAAGGAAUCCUGCUACCUCUGGUUAUUAUGGGAACAAUGCUGUUGAACCGUUUGCAGCUGUGUUUUGGUUCGCGGCUGCGGUCUCUGUGCCAGGACUGCUUCUUGUUCCUUUCUUGAGGAUUGGUACGCAGGGUCAUAAAGGAGAUACUGGACGGGUGAAGUUUGGCGGUGGUGCUGAGAAAGGGUUGGGUGGGGACGAUGGACAUGUUGUUGCUGCGGUGGGUGAAAAGCACGAACAGAGUGAUGUGGAAGCGAAAGGGGGUGGGCUGUAG